AGUUGUGGUUAGGAAUGUUGUCAAAAUUUUAACCUAUAAAACUUGAAGAAAAUCAAACACAAACAAAUGCAGAAAACCAAAUUAACUAGUGUUGCAUUAAUUGCAAGUAACAAUUAAUUAUAAUCGAACAGUUACACCUCGUGAAAAUGGUUGCUUAUUUUUGUAAAGUAUGCAAUAAUUUAUUGCUCUUAGAAGUAGACGACCGAGAUUGUAUUUCAUUGAAAUGUGAAACUUGCCCCUUUCGUGGUCCCCUUGAUUAUCACGUUCGAGUAGUUUCUACCAGGCAGAAAAAAGAUGACCCUGAAAAUAGUUUCCUGGACAUAAAUGAGCAAAGAAAGUUAAUACCCACCACUACAGAAAAUUGCCCCAAAUGUAAUCAUCCGAAAGCGUAUUAUCAUCAAAUGCAGACUAGAUCAGCUGAUGAACCAAUGACAAUAUUUUAUCGCUGUUGUGAUCCUAAAUGUAAUUACAGCUGGAAAGAAUGAAAAUCUGAAUAGUUCCUAAUUUUUAUAAUACAUACUGUAAUAUCCAUCAUUUGAAUUAAUGAUAUUUAUAGUA
Molecule: messenger RNA, 558 nt
Organism: Coccinella septempunctata (seven-spotted ladybird)
Lineage: Eukaryota; Metazoa; Arthropoda; Insecta; Coleoptera; Coccinellidae
Gene: Polr3K
Product: DNA-directed RNA polymerase III subunit RPC10
Exons: 2
Coding region: 147-485 (112 amino acids)
Biological process (GO): termination of RNA polymerase III transcription; DNA-templated transcription
Cellular component (GO): RNA polymerase III complex
Molecular function (GO): nucleic acid binding; DNA-directed RNA polymerase activity; zinc ion binding
Source: RefSeq, a predicted model, not a curated record